Messenger RNA from Elephantulus edwardii (Cape elephant shrew), 1299 nucleotides. RefSeq names its product zinc finger protein 662 (gene ZNF662). Gene Ontology annotation, molecular function: RNA polymerase II cis-regulatory region sequence-specific DNA binding; DNA-binding transcription factor activity, RNA polymerase II-specific. The coding region runs from base 1 to 1299 and encodes 432 amino acids. Lineage: Eukaryota; Metazoa; Chordata; Mammalia; Macroscelidea; Macroscelididae. Gene Ontology annotation, biological process: regulation of transcription by RNA polymerase II. The transcript is spliced from 4 exons. The record is from RefSeq and is a predicted model, not a curated record.
AUGUUGGAAAAUUAUGGGACCAUGGUUUCCCUGGCAGCAUUUCCACUUCCCAAACCUGCUCUGAUUUCCCAGCUGGAAGGAGGAGAAGCACCAUGGUUCUCCCAUCACCAGGGAAUUCUGUUUAGAGAAGGCUUGAGGAGCAUCUUCUCAGGACAUCCAUAUCUAAAGCCGCCUGUGGUCUCUCAGCUUGAACAGGUGAGAGGGUCACUGGACCUGAAGCUGCAUGGAGAGAAUGAAAGCCCAGUUAACACCGGUAUACUGAAGAGUGGAAAAGAGGAUUUUAUUCUGAAGCAGGAAUUUUUUCAGGAGGCACGCAGCCGUAGGAGUAUAUCAGGUAGUCUCCGGUGCUAUGGCUCCCAGGAAGUCUGGUUUGGAAAAACCCAUGAAGGAGGAAAAAGCCCGUUGCAGGGAAGAUGGUCCAGCGGGCAAAGCGUGGAGAGCCUUGCAAGUGAUAUUAUAGAAGUGAUUGUCAAGGACGAGGUGGUAGAAAAACAUUCAGACUCUGCUGGUCUCAGUACCCACCUUACUGCAUGUCAGAGAAUUCUAAGCGAGCAGCUGUGCUGUAAAUGUGAAGAUUGCGGCAAAUGCUUUUAUCAAAACGAAGACUUUGUUCAACAUCAGAGAACUCAUAAUAAAGACAAAGUCUACGGAUGUAAGGAAUGUGGGAAGGUUUUCCGUUUUCGAUCCCACUGCAUCGCCCAUCAGAGAAUUCACACUAGGGUGAAACCCUACGAAUGUCAAGAAUGUGCUAAGGCCUUUGUUUGGAAGUCAAACCUGAUCAGGCAUCAGAGAAUACAUACGGGAGAGAAACCUUUUGCGUGUAAGGAAUGUGGGAAGGGCUUUAGUCAGAACACAAGCCUCAUACAACAUCUCCGAAUCCACACGGGGGAGAAACCUUACACGUGUAAAGAAUGUGGGAAAAGCUUUACUAGGAACCCCGCCCUUCUUCGACAUCAGAGAAUCCACACCGGAGAGAAGCCUUAUGAAUGCAAGGUCUGUGGAAAGGGCUUCAUGUGGAACUCCGAUCUUGCUCAGCACCACAGAGUCCACACAGGGGAGAAGCCUCAUGAAUGCACUGAGUGUGGGAAGAGCUUCAUUUGCAAGGCACACCUUAUCAGGCAUCACAGGAUCCAUACUGGAGAGAGACCGUAUAAAUGCAAUGACUGUGGAAAGGCCUUCAGUCAGAAUUCUGUCUUAACAAAGCACCAGAAGCGCCAUACUAGAGAGAAACCCUUUAACGUGGACAUCGCUCAUCUUCUUGAACUUUCAAGAAUGCAGAAUGGUGAUACUUGUUUAUAA